Molecule: messenger RNA, 13593 nt
Organism: Porites lobata
Lineage: Eukaryota; Metazoa; Cnidaria; Anthozoa; Scleractinia; Poritidae
Source: the annotation of a GenBank genome assembly
AUGGCGGCUUGCAAGAGUGUUGUUGUACUUUGUCCAAACGCACGUCGCCAAACCAUAAAAGUAAACCCUACAACCACUGUCCUUCAGGUAUUGUACUGCUUACAUGUGUUUCUUUAGCUGCAUUUUAAAUAGACGGGUAAAGAUCGUGAUUUAAAUACAGAAUGAAGAACAUGGCGUGUUUCAGAACCGUCUAAAAAACCUUUAAACCAAAAGAAGUCUUGGUAAGUUUUCUUCACAGCCCCCAAAAAUUUAAGUUGCAUUCCAUUUUCAAAUCUAUUCAUAGUAAACGUCUGUGUGAAAUUGUAUGAGAUUGCUGCUUGCAUAAUAAGCUUAUAAAGUACAAUCAUAUGCAUGGGGCUGUGCGGAAAUCCUACUUAAAUUAAAGUCUCGUGUCGGAUUUUUGUUUGUUUGAAAACUGGCGUAUUAUGCUCAUUUUAGGUGCUUGAAGAAGUGUGUAGGAAACAAGGCCUUUCGUCGGAGCAGUAUGCUUUGAAGUUAGUGCACAUUUAUUAAUAUUAUUGGUUAAAAUUUUAAUUGAGUUAUUCACAUCUCAGUAUGUACGGUACAGUCUAACAUAGGACUGCUUUUAUUCAUUUCAUUUUAUUUAUAAAUUCAAUAGAACAGUAGUGUAAACAUAUCUUACCUGUGUCUAAUGAGAGCUGAUUGAGGUGGGUUGUUUCCCACCUAGAUUAGCUUAAUGAUGUUUAUCAGCUUAAAGUUUAUUUCAAGUAGAUCUCUAGAUAUUGUAAUGCACUGACUGCCAAACAAAAUAAUGAUUUCUAGAGCUUAUUGCAUUUAUUCUUAUUUUGGAAUAUUGUCAUUCAGUAGAAUUAAUUAUUUGGUUUCUAGAAACCGAAACAAUUUCUUGUAUAUAGAGGAUAUGACAUGGCUGAAGAUACGAAAUUUCUCUUCAAGCGUUGAAAAAUAUUUCACAAGUAAGCGCAGUUAACGAGUGAAAUAUUUUUUCAACACGAGAAGAGAAAUUUCGUAUCUCCAAGCGGCCAUGUAAUAUUAAUGUUCUAUUUAUUAUAUAAACACCAAUGAAAUACAAACCAUUUCACUUUAAUAGUUUUUUGGUGUGAAAGGCGCAAUUUAUUAUGAAGCCAUAGCAACGGUGAUAUUUUCACAUGUGAAGAUAACAUGUUAUUUUCACAUGUGAAGAUAUCAAGUUUUUACGAAAAAGCUCACUUGUUAUUUCAUUGGUGUUUAUAUAAUAACUAUAGUUCUUUGACGAGAACAUUAUAGAAAGACAAGGGUAUGUGUGUGUGGUCUUCUUGCCUCCAUUGCAGCUGCAAACUUCAAAAGGAAAUUCUCACUCUCUAGUAUCUGUUGAUAUUUUCUCCCACCCCUUAGCGGCUCUGUUUAUUACAUGUACAGUAUUUAUCUGCCAAGUCUGAGUGUAUUUUCUCAUGGUUUUACUACGUCUAAUCUAGUUAUGCCAUAUUGGCAUUUAAAAAACAAAAACUUGUUAUGUGACUGAUCAUUAAUUUAUCAUAAAUAUUGUUCAGUGACAUAAUUUAUAUUUACCAAUUUUAAUUUACAAUUCUUGCUUAUUCUUACUUUGAUGUUGCCUUCUUCUUUUGAUUAUGAUUAAACAAUCACAUAGUCCUCCCUUCUGCUUUGAAAUGAAUGUUAUAAAAGUUGGCAUAAAAUUUGUGACUGAAUGCCAUAAAUCUGAUAAUUUUAAUAAAAUAGUCUUGUUUCUUACCAGAAACCAAAGAAAAAUUCUUGAUGAUACAUUACCUAUCAGAUAUUCUGGUUUGUCCAACAAUGCUCAUUUGGAGUUAGUUACCAGCCAGAAAUCUAAAAAAGGUAAGAAAAUAAGUAAAUAAAUUGUCAGCAUCAUUAUAUGUGUGUGUUCUACCACAUGUAGUUACACUCUUACAAUUAAAACCAAUAAUAGUUGAAAACAGUUACUUUUUCCCCCAUUUUGUGAUGAAAGCAGCGUAUUUGCAAAUCAGGUUGAAGAAAAAUUCGAAACUCAUUUCUGGAAAUUUGUUGAGUGCAUUGGGGACCCAGAAUAAUGAUAUUGGCACUGCUUUGCAGAUUAUUUUGUUACAACAAAGAUGAUUCUGAUAAAAAUAUUACUGGUUAUCCAGUCAUUUUAUGUGUAGUGCAUAUCAAUAAAGUUUAACGUUCUUACCAGUACAGUCCACCUCUACUGUGGGGUUACAGCUGGAGUCAGGGGAAAGGCUUGUGAAGGAGUUUCCCUCAUCAUCAUCUUUGUGGGAUGUUCUAUCUUACUGGGAUUCAAAUCAGGACAGGUUAGAACUCAUUCCGUAGUCAUUGUUGUUAUCAUUAUUGGUCGUUAUUAUUAUUAUUAUUACCAUUAUUAUUAUUAUUAUUUUAGUUAAACCUCUAUGAAGAGGCCACCUAUUAAGCGGCUACUCUCUAGUAAGCAGCCAGUAAUCAAAGUCCCAAAAUAACUGUAGAAAAGAAUGGGAAAUUAAAUCUCUAUUGAACGACUGUGGCCCCUUUUUGUCCAUCCCAACGAGAGGCCUACCAUUGUUGUCACUUCCAGUAAGUGGCCAUUAAGUGCUUGAUACACUUAGUUUGGCUUUAUUGUAAGAAUAUGAUGAAGGAAAAUACAGUCUGAGAUAGAAGGUGACGACCAAUUUUGGACCAGCAAUGCUGAUUCUGUCGUGUGUUUUUUUCAAAAUAAAGUGGUGUUUCUGCUAAAGAUUAUACUCAUGUUAAGCUAAUUUAUGACAAACCUUUAUUGAGCAGCCAACCACCAUUAAGCGGCCACUUGCCAGUACCGUGAGGGUGGCCCCUUAAUGAAGGUUCGGUGAUUGUAUUAUUAUUACCCCUUAUGUUACUCAGUAAACAUUGGUAUUGUUAGCAGUUCUUGUCAUUUAUACACCCUCUAUCAGGUAAAUGACCUCAGACAAGCAACUUUUACGGGAUGUUACCUGUACCAAGCAUUGCUGAUUUCUGCAACUCUGGAACUCAUGGUUUAAUCCUGAGUCUUUCAUCCUCAUCAUCAUCAUUACUUCUAUUAGUUUUAUUAUUAUUAUGAUAAUAAUCAUUAUUGCAUUCGCUCUAGAAUUCACUCCUAAUACAGACUCGAACAAGACUGUAUGGGAAGGAAGUUGUUUUAACAUUUAUUUUUUUGUUUUGUUCUAGUCCUCACCAAGGAAAGAUUAUAAAUCCUACUCCUGAGGAGAAUAAAAAUCCAGUCUGUGUUUAUAUGACUCAAGAGGUAUGAUGAGUUUUGAUUACUUGUCCAAGACUACCAGAUAAGACUUUUUGUCAGCCCUGCAGAUAAGAUUUGGAUAUUGUUCCAAAACAAUAGACCUUUUUAACAAUGCGGUGGCCAUAUUAAAUUUGUUAGAUUUAAGGAGUAUUAUGGGAUGCCAAGGGGCACUCACUCAGUAUUUACGUGCGCUUUUUGGACAAAAAGAGAACUUCACUGUAUAUUUUGAUCAUUAUUACAUCCAAACAUGGCACAAUGAUCUUUUUUCCCCAUUACAAGCUUUUUCUAGGAAAAAUUGGCCUUAACAGCGUGCAUAAAUACUGAGUGAGUAUAUAGGAUGAGUAUAUAGGUGCUCAUGCCUCCUGGGCAUCCCAUAAUACUUCUUAAAUCUAAUUAAUUCAAUAUGGUCACUGUAUCAGUAAAAAGGUCUAUUGCUUAUAUUUGAGAAAAAAUGGUUGUGAUGACGAUUGUUAAUGUCAUUCAGGAUCAGGAGAAAGCUGGCAGGUAUAUGCUGUUUUCUUCCAGUAUCUCAGUAAGUGUACUCAUAAUUCAUUUUACACAGAUCAAGGGAGGAAGCUCUCUGCAAAAUACAACCUUACACUCCUUAGGUCUAGCUGGAAAAAGAGUUGUUAUAAGGUACUUAACACAAUUAUGAUUUUCUAUUAGUUCUUAACUGACCCAAUGGCAACUGAAGUUUUUCUGGGGGAAUUCAUAUUACAGAAGUACAAUAGGACAAACUGUUUAAAUUCCAAAGAAAUUCAUGUGGAUGGAAGGUUGUUUUUCAAACUGAUCUGACUAACAAAGUGAACUUAAUGCAAUUUAUUACUAUUACACUAUGAAUUAAUAAAGCAAGUAAUUAAUUAAUUAAUAAGUAAUAUUGAUAAAUUAAUAUUGAUAAUAAUAAUAAUAAAUAAUAUUUUUAGAGGAAGCUCCCAUCAUUUUUAGUGGUUUUCAGGGAGAUCCUCUGACUAAGAUGUAAUAAUAUCAAAACUACUAAUUACAAUCAAAUAUAAAAAGCUAAUGGUUAAAAAGUUUAAGGGCUAAAAAGGCUACAUGACUAAAAAGACUAAGUGAAAAAUUACAAUCAGACUAAAAGAUUUAACUAUCAUGAAAAUACAAAGGCUAAAAACUAAAGAAAGAUUAAAAUGAAAAUGUUAUACCCAGUAAACUAAAAUAUCUGGCUCUUAAGAACUUCUGAAAUCCUGCUUGUCAGAAUUUUUUUCAGGCUAGUUAAAAUGACUCUUGGUCUAGACAUGCUCCAAAAAAUGGAGCAGCUGAAGGGCAAGUUGUAAAAUUGCCUUUCCUAGCACCUUGGGUUUUCCACACAGCUCAUGCUGGGUAACAGGGAAUUUAUAGGUUCAAGUUUAGGCUUUCCGCAAUAUUUUUAGAGCGCUGUCUUGCAGAUAAUUUCCCCAUCUCCCAAGAAUGUUCAUCCAGUUUGGACUUCCUAGCAUCAGUUUUUAUAAUUCAAUCAACAAUAAUAUUACUUUGUAGGUCUUGUUGAUAUGUUAUUUACUGCAUUAUUUUAUAGGCUAAUAUACAGGCAGUUUGAAGAAACAGCUGAAGCAACAGAAAUUGUAGAAGCAAAAGAGUUGAAAGGUUUUGGAUAAAACUUUUACUUGCUUUUGUUUUCUGUUAGAUUCUUCACUGGUACAUGUAUGUGUGUUUAUAUUCUUUAAUGUUAGUGUUCUUGAAAAAAAAAUUCAUAUCAGCACAACUAACAUCUUGAACCAUGCUGAUUUGGAUAUAAAAUGUUUUUCCUAGAAAGGAAAGGGCCAACCUCUACAAAUCCAGUGCCCAUGACCAAUGAACGAUGUAAAGAGAAAAAGACAGAAGAACAUCAGGCUGUAAACAAAACUGUUGUUACAACAGCAACAUCUACAUCACAAGGCUCAAAUCAAAGAACACUUAGAGAAGUACAGAGAGACGUUAAAACAGAUAAUUCUUCAAAGACGCCAUCUAAAGAUAUACUUGCACAAGGUGAAGUAAAAUUAAUGUCAAACUGCCCCAUAUACAUGGAUCCGCCACUACUCCAAAUGCUUCUUAGAGAGGGGAAAAAAUCAGUCAACACUACAUUGUGGUAAAUGACAAUUACUGCUAUUCAGCUUCUGAAUGUGUAGAUGUCCCUCUUGAGUGUUUGUCGCCAAGACAUUGUAGGCUGUCUUUAAGGCUCCCUGUUGCCCAAUAUAAUUUGAGUCCCUCAAGUCGUGACCCAUCCUUCCUAAAUAAUUGCUGUCCACCAGUUUGGCAUAAUAAUUUAUACUGAUAAGAAUUUCAAAUUCAUGAAGCAGAAGACCUUGUUCUAGGUUUCUGUUGUUAAACUGUCAUCUAGGACAUUUGCUAAAAAUACAUAAUAUUUGGAGGAGGCAGUGUGGCCAAGUGGUUAGAGCACUGGACUUGCAGUUCAGAGGCCCAAGUUCAAGUCCCACUCUGACCGCCAGUUGGAUUUGGUAUGGUAGCCUCAAGUUCAAAUCCUCGGCCACACUUGUAAAAAGCCAGCUGUUUUGCCUCCGGCCAGUUGGGAUUUUUAACCCUGUUAAGUUUCAUGGACAGUAUUAUUUUUCUGGUAUUUGCUGGGCCCCACUAGCAUUAGUGCUAUAAUUACUGCUGAGGACUAAUAACGGAAUAUGAUUGUUAUUUUUAUUAUAAACAGAAGGUGUAAAGGAACCCAAGAGAGCAAGGAGAAGCUCACCCAAAGCUCCAUUUGCUGAUUUCAAAGUAUGCAAUUUAUUGUAGAUGAAAAAUAUUAAUGAUUAAUUAAUAUUAAAUUAUUAAUAUGAUUUAUCUUCUUAUUUUUGCAUGCAAACAAUUUGUACACAUUUUCUUGUUUCUUCACAGCAGAUCGAACACAAUGUGUCUUUCUAAGUUUCUUCACAUUAAUUUUUUAAUUAUGCCUUUAACGCUUCAUUUCCAAAUAUAUAUAUGUAUAUUUCCACUGCUCUCUAGGCACGUCUUAUGCCUCUCAUGAGGAGGUACUCCAGAUUUCAAGAGAUGGGGAUGAUCGAAGAAUUUUUUUGAGUUUGAAAUAAAUUUUUGAUUCCGGAUAUUAUGGGUAUUCAAAACAAUCUGAAGAUUCAUGGUAAUGCCCGCAUAUGAUAACUUGACAUGGUAUGAUGAAGAAACAAACACCAAUGUUCAAUUUCUAAUGUUUUCCUUUUAAUAAUAUAUCAUUAAAUUUUAAUGCCUUCUGAAAAUUUUUAAGGCUUGUAAAUUUGGCAUGGGAUCUUUUGGGGUCUUGUGUAAGCCCUAGUGAUUUUCUUGAGUUCAGAUUUUUGGCCUCAUUUAAUCAUCCCCAUCACUUGAAAUCUGGAGUACCCCGGGUGUUAUCCUUGGUGACUUUUUUGUUGAUUCGUGUGGCCUUUAUGCUGAGUUAACCAGUGAUUUUAUAACAAAUCCAAAAAUGAUGGCUCACACUGUUUUGGCUUAAGGCAUCUUCCUUGUUUUUUAUUGACUGUUAGUUCCCUGAGGAGACUGCUGGAAUGGACUUGAUCCAGAGAGAAAAGUGAGUGGAUCAUUAUUGUCAGGUUAUUAAUUUUAUCUAUUCGAAAAUUAUCUCAAAGAAAAGAAAAACCCAUCCUACAGGAUAAGCCUUACAAAACUACAUUGUAAGAUUAAGGGCCUAAAUACUAAGAAUCAAACUGGAAAGUACAAAAACUGCAGCAUAGCUAUACCUGUAGAGGACAAAAUGUGCUUGGUUUGCAAACAAAACCAGAUCAAAGAUGAACAACACUUUUUGAUGUUUUGCGAUGGGUAUAAUUUACUGCGACAAAGGCCAUUUAUUUGUAAUUCAUUAUGAAAAGAAUGUCUCUUUAGUGAAUCUUUAUACCCAUGACAAAAUUAAAAUAUUUGUUAACAGCAGACAACAACAAUCCUUGGAAAAUUAUUGCCAAAUAUAUUAAUCUUAUGUUCAAAAAGAGAAAAGAAUUACUGAAAAUGUAACUUGAUAGAAAACCUUUGAUUAUUUUAUUUUGCAUGUAUCAUUAGACAUUAUUGUUACAUUAAUGUAAAAGAACUUUAUUGUAAACAGACCAAUACCUCCUUAUGGAGAGUAAGGCACAAUAAAGAUUUACUCUUACUGUUACUGGUUACACUGUACCUACUACUUGAUAAUUAUUGUUUGGUCUUUAAAUACUUUACAAAUCUUUUUAAGAGGCAAAAAUAUAUAAGUCGGUUCCAUUGAAGCACAGUUUAAUGUACCAAUCUCUUAUAAUCUUUCUUUGAAAAAUCACACCUCAUUCACACCUACACUUUUACAUACAGUCAAAUCUCCAUGUGGAAACACCUCUCAAAGUCGAAAACUCCCAUAAGGGAACAUCCAAAUUAUUUGGUUAUUCACUUGUGGCAGGUUUCGACUUUAAGUAAAUAUUUACAUGUAUAACAUUUUUAACAUUACCUGUACUGAAAUAAUAUUUCUGAAAGAGAGAAUAGAUUAUUCUCUCUUGAUUUCUAACGAUACUUAAGUACUGAUAUGUCUGAAAUGUGCACUCACAGAAAACAUUUCUCACUCAGUGUCCAUCCUGACCACUUUUCUUUCUUUUUAUUGUUGUUUAAAUUCUCUUUCUCUUUUUCUUUCUCUCUUUUCCUUUUGUCAGGGCUGACUCAUCACGCAGAGAGUUUUUAGCUUCAACAUGUGACAGGCAGCCUGUUGUGUUCAGUGAAGAAGACCCAGCCUCACCUAAACCUGUUGAAGGUAUGUGUCCGCUUUAACCCUCUCCACUUGAAUGGGUUUCAAAGGAAAAACUUCUUGAAAUUCUCAAACUUUAUAUUGUAAAAUACUGGAAAACAAUACUAUCAGGUGAAGACACUGCCAAAGAGCUUUCAUUUUAUUGGUUACAUCACAGGGUUUUUUUUCCUCAGUCUCAAACAACCACCACUGGGGUGUGUCAACAGUGAACACGAACCGUGUACGACUUUAUUUUGCCUAUACACGGAAAAUAAUUAAUAGUGAAUGUAAUAAAUACGCGGAAAUUUUGAACAACUUAUGAUAUUAAAACUUACAAACCAAUCUGAACCAUGCUUGAACUGUGAUGACAAAAUGUACAUGCCAAUUCUUGUAGUAGCUUGCUUGAAAAUACUUAUAUGAAAAAAUGGUCGCCCUUUAUCAGUGGGUAUUUAAUUUUAAGGGGGUAGGGACUGUUGUAUGACAUGAAUGAGUACUUACGAAAGUAAUGUAGUAGAAUGUACAUGUAUAUCCCAGCCCUCUGCUAUUGAAGUAUUGUUGUUACAGCAUACCAUGAAACACCCAUUAUGAUGAUAAAACACAUGUUACCCGUCAAAUAUAGCGUUUUGAAGGAUAUUCUUCUCACACACCGCUCAAAUUGCGGUCCUUUCGCGCGAAAGUCGAUUCGUCUGAUUUAUAUACAACACUCUACAACAAGAUAAACCUACUUCUCCAAGAUGUCAUUUUAGUUAACCUUGGUUUCCACAUGUGCAGUCACCCUCUUUCAAUGCUUAUUCCUUUUUCUCAGGCUUAAAGAACGACAAAUACACUUUGGGCGAAUCACCUUAGUCUGGGCGAACUGCCAUCAGGCGAAAAGGCCCGAUCCCUGCUAAUUUGCGUCCCUGGUAGUAUCCCCGAUAGUUCGGGAUGAUUUUUGCCUCAGUGUCUGGAUAUUCAGUGGGCGGAUCCAGGGGAGGGGACCGGGGGGCGCCCCCACCCCCCUUAUCUGACGGUCUGGAUCCGCCACUGAUAUGUGCACCCUAACAUUUACAUGAUCCUCAUCUCACUGCAGCGCGAGGUUGAAAAUUCAUUCCCGGGUGAAAAAUCCCACCCAGGUUAACAUUCAUCUUACCCAGCCCUAGACAAAGAAUUCAUCUCUCUCCAUUUUACUAAAAUUGGGCACUGCCUACAUAUUGCUGGGAAACUUGGACUAGCGUCCCUCCCAAGAGCGAGUUGUCACACCCCUAGGUGCUUUAUGUUAAACAGGGGACAAUCUCCGGCUGUGCUGACUUAGCUGUAAGGCUUCUUUUCCUUCUGUUUAACUUGGCAGGUGAGAUUCCUGAUUCGUUCUUUGAAGUGUCAGUUGAUGACAUCCGUGUAAUGCUAAGAGAUUUGAAGAGCGAAAGGUACUAAUAAUGUGGUGUUUGAUCAAACACUAUUUUUUCUGUUACCGGUAGUCCAGUAAAUUGAUUCCGGCCCUUCAAUAGGUGACUGUUUCUCAUCGAUUAAUAGAAUCCGCCUUGAGCCAUCCUAGUAAUGAUGUAUGAUUGACACACCUGGAUUUAAUCAACCUUGCCCUGCAUACCACUUCAGCAAGGUCGAGGCUUGGGUGGAUGAUUUCAUACAAAUCACUGUAUUCUGUCAACCUAAGCGUCGUGUUGGUGCCAUGGUCAUAUUGAGAAAUGCGGUAAAGAUCAGAAACCUUCAGGCCAAACCAUAAUCAAAAGUUUGAGGUUGUAGGAUUGAGAAAAGUGCCUGAACUGCAUGGGGAACAAGAUAAGUACCCCCAGGGUUCCACCCUUGUCCCCACUGCUUUUCCCUUUAAAAAAAGGGAGGGACCCCUCUCUCCCCUCCCUGGGGACAAGGUUGCCCUGGUAAGUACUCAGGUAUCUCCUUGACCUUUCGUUCACAUGCGUGGUCGUGACACGUAGUUGUCAGUGCACCUCUGUGGUAACAAUAUUACUGAUUGGAGGAUUAAACUGUACUGUACUGUAUUGUGCUGUACAAAGCUAUUUAACUAGUCCCCUGGGUUCUGCGCGCGUUUCUCACCCUAGGAAUUGGAGCAAUCCCAAGCCUCGCGGACCUGUCGUGCUCAUGCAAAGGGGAUAACUGCACAUAUCUGUAGAAUAUUAAUGCCUCUUUUAUUAUUGUUCUUGCGUGAAUAAUAGAAAUCAAGCGGGCAGUGCCCCUCUUAUGACAAGAGCCAUGCGUGAAACGCGAGAAGAAGCAGAAAUGUAUAAAUAUGACAAGGUAUAUUACUUUAAAACUCGACUCAAAUGUAUAAGUAUGACAACGUAUAUUACUUUAAAACUCAAGGAAUUUAUAACCAGCAAUUUUCUAACACAUAGCCUGUGUAACAUGUGGAAUUAGCGGUCGAGUGCUGUCGUGUUUUCGGCGGCGGAGCCCCAGGAAGAUCAGUAGCGUGUCAAAUUGAAAGUACCCCGUGCAUAACAAUCCUGCCAGCUAUGCAGGAUAUCUUAUACCUACAACACAAUCAUAGGCACCCAAUGAUAUGCAGAAGGCACAGUAACUGGAUGGUAUCUGAUUCUGAUGAAGUAUAUUAUUCCUACAGUAAUUCCUGUAUUCUUCUUUGCAGGUGGUUGUGCGAGUUAAGUUUCCUGACAGACUGAUUUUACAAGCGUUUUUUAGACCAAUGGAAACAGGUAAAAGUUUUGUGGUAAUUUUUUGAAAAUUGACUUUAUUGUUAAGCGAUGCAUGAACCUUCCCCACCAUUUUUAGAUUUUUAGUGAGACUGGAUCUGGAUUGUGUCAGUUCUGGAGUACAACGCAACACCAACCCUGGCCAAUACUGGCCAGUACUAUGUGAACAAGAGCUAAUCUCGUACCUAGGUCUCACUCUAACGCGUGUCUAUGAACGGAGUAUGUGGCAGUUUACCUCCUGGUCAUAGACACUGGCUCAUUGGUUCAGAAGUCAAAUACCUACUCCGCUUUUACAUUGUCUGAAGUGUCGAAAUUUGUUGUCGCUAAUGAUUAUUUGUUCUUUAGUUUCAGCUGUCACAGAACUUGUCAAAUCUCACUUACAAGAUCCAAAUGUAAAGUUUUAUUUGUGUAAGUUUAGCCAUUUGUUUUUUCUAUGGUUUUUGUAUUUUAAACCGUACAUUAGGACGAGGUGUUGUUUAUUAACUUUGAACUUCUAUUUUUCCCACAGACAUCACACCACCGAAAAAAAUGCUCGACAAGCCCAAUGCAACUUUGUUCGAAGUGAGUGAUUAGCCUGUUGAUCUCUACUGCUGUAUAGACCGCAUUUCCUUUAAAAAUCCACACAUGCGCCUCCAGUCAUAACCAGAGUUUUCGGUACUAUGGCUUUGUAGCGGGGCGACUUUGUAACCAAACGAAACAGCAAUAGGGAAGGUUAUAUUGAUGCCUUGACCUUUUUCAAUGAUUUCCUCGCUUAGAUAUCGUGAUAUAGUUAAAUGAAAAAAAAGCACUUUAUUUGAGAGUCAAUGUACUUAGCAUUAAAGCACUAAUUGGGGACACUGUAUUUUUACGUCUCCUAGUGUAGACGCGACAGCCUGUUUACGUGGUCAUCCGAGCCACGCGAAGGUCUAGCCAUUUGCAGGGCAAAGGCAGUACCUUUGGUCCGAUCCCGGGAAUUGAACCCGCGACCUCCCGCUCUGCAGUUGAGCACUCUACCGACUGAGCUAGUCCUGCCGCGGUUGAAAGAAAUAUUUUCAUUUUCAUUUCGCACUUUUUUUUAGAACAAAUUAUAUCCGGCUUCAGUUAUACACUUCGGAUGUCAAGAAAAACGGGGUAAGAAAGUUGGUUUUGGUGUUCUGUAUGUAGUACAGUGGAACCUCUAUUUAGGGGACACCCUUGGGACCGAGGAAAGUGUCCCCUGAAUGGAGGUGUCCCCUGAAUAGAGGUUAGGGCGGUUUUUGUUUAUAGGGACUUUAAGAUCCGAGGAUGCGACAGCGGCGAAAACGUCGGCAUAAAAGAGAUUUAACUUGCGCUCUUUCAGUCUUCAUCGCGACUUUUCUUACCCACUUACUUUGUCAAAUGUAGGUGAACCCCCUCAGGAGUUGAAUUCGUAAGAAUCAUGUCCAACUUCAGAAAGAGAAAUAAAAUUUCUUCGGCGCUUGUUCACGCGCAGUCACUCCAUAAAACGUUAAAUUGGUCAUUUUCAGGCCGUAUUCGUGCAGAAACGGCAACGAAAUGUACAAAAAAGGGUGCAAAAUUUUUUUUAUUGUUGUUUUGCUUAUUAAACCCAUGGCUCUUUUUGACGAACUUGUUGCCGUCGCGUCGUCAGAUCUUAAAGUCUCUAAUAAUUAACCAACGAAGUCAAUGUAAAAACAAUCAUCAUUGACUCAUUUCUGCGACAUUAUAUGUUAAAUUCACACAGGUGCAGUACAUUGAUUUAAGUUAGAUAGUUCAGUUCAUGAAAGCUGUCAGCAUGGUGACUAGUGUACAACUAAAGAAAUCAACCCUCAUUGUGGUCAGACAUUUUUUGAGUGCUAAGGUGUCCCCUGAAUGGAGGUCAAACUCAGGUUUUGGGACCCAGAACAAGUCCCCCUUCCCCCUGAAUAGAGGUGUCCCUUCAAUAGAGGUAACAAAUACAAAGAUUAUGUGAAAAUUUUCCUAGGGCCAAAUUUUUUGUCCCCUGAAGGGAGUCGACCCUUGAAUAGAGGUGUCCCAAAGGAGAGGUUCCACUGUAUACAAAACGCAAUUCUCCCCCCAUCUAGAACAUUGUUAUUUUUUAACUUUGUUCCUCCUCUUUUCAGAACACUUCCUAGCGAGCAGAUUUGUAGAAAAUCCGUCGACAGUUGUGGAUGCCGAGAAAAUUGUUAUAGAAGCUGGGUAAGAGCAGGCCUUUUCCUAGGUGUAAGUGAACAGCUGUAGCGGAAUGGGACAAUUAGUUGCCCUAAGGUCCCUAGCUCUGUUUGUUUUUUUGUCUGCUGAAUUCUGCCUUGACCAAGUUCAUAACGGUGGAAGCUUUCUCCUUAGUUGUAAUUAUAAUGACAAUAGCAACGAAAAACUAUCUUAACGUUUUCGCUCCCAAAGUGGAUGAUGGAGUCUGGUGAAAUCCUUUGGUGUUGCCAUUCAAAUGAAACCUCUUCAGCAGUACUUUCACAUACUACUAUUUAUUCAGCACCUAGUUCUAACUUUGAGUCUGUGGAUGAAAUCCUAUGAUGUGACCAUUUAAAUGAAACCUCUUCAACAGUACUUUCACAUGGUACUAUUUAUUCAGUAUGUAGUUCUAACUUUUGAGUCUGUGGAUGAAAUCCUAUGGUGUUACCAUUCAAAUGAAACCUCUUCAGCACUACUUUCACAUGGUACUAUUUAUUCAGUAUGUGGUUCUAACUUUUGAGUCUGUGGAUGACAUCCUUUGGUGUUAUCAUUCAAAUGAAACUUCUUUGGCGGUACUUUCACAUGAUAUUUUACAAGAUGAAGUUUGAAAUUUUGUUAAAGUUUAACUUUGGCCACGUUUGUUAGUGAAAGGGUCAAUAUUGUACGCUGUUUCUGCCGUGAUAGCCCUUAAAACGCCUGCUUCUUUCGUUUUCUUUAUUUGCAGUGUAUUGUCAGUUCGAGCCUCUCCCAGGCCAGAUAUCGGUGACUCUCUUGUCAGCUCAUCCACGGCAGAGCCAGGGACAUCUUUUGCCCCUUACACGUCACGUGACGAGCAUGAUUCUUCCUCUGGUAACAGGCCUCGUGUUGGAGGGGCCAGUAAAGGACCGAUCCCCAAGUGGUUUAAAGGAACAGGUAAAGGAGUAUUAUUAUAG